Messenger RNA from Saprolegnia parasitica CBS 223.65, 846 nucleotides. RefSeq lists its product as hypothetical. Gene Ontology annotation, cellular component: mitochondrion. NCBI's taxonomy places the organism in Eukaryota, Oomycota, Saprolegniomycetes, Saprolegniales, Saprolegniaceae. The transcript is spliced from 6 exons. The record is from RefSeq and is a predicted model, not a curated record. The coding region runs from base 1 to 846 and encodes 281 amino acids.
AUGCGCGCCGUGCGCGUCGAGGGCCAUGACGGCCGCCCAAACCAACUGCUCGUGUCCAUGGCGCCGAACGCCACGUCGAACGUCGUGUACUUUCCGGGCGACGUGCAGAAUUUCGAGCACCGCAUGCGCAAGAGUCGCUUCAAAGCGUGGACCGCCUACUCGUACGAAGCGACCGCGCUCUCGCUCGCCGACAAGUUUCCGGACGCGACGAUCUGGAUCGUGCAGCCGGCGACGAUCUUCCCCAGCGGCGUGAGCUGCUACGAGCACUUUCUCGAGCCCGAGGACCCGGCCAACCCGAUCGCAUACGUCCCACACGGCCAUGCGACGCGACAUCUUGAGCGCCUCAUGGAAAAUGCGUCCGAGUGCAUCGACAACACGGCCUACUUGCGGCCCGACCUGCCGCUGCACCUCGUUGGCUUUAGCCGGGGCGUCGUUGUGCUCAACCAGAUGAUCACAGAGCUGGCUGCGAUGCCGCCCAGCACACCUCUUGCCUCGCCGGCCGUGCGCCAUUUGUUUCAGCACGUACUUUCGAUCCACUGGGUGGAUGGCGGCAACGGCAGCAGCGCCGGGGCACUCCCGACACACUCCCUCGCGCUCUCCGUUCUGAGUGACUUUCCGAAUCUGGGCCUCCAUUUGCACUGGACGCCGUACCAGAUCGCAUCCCGUCUGCGUCCGUGGAUCGCCCAAGAGAACGUUGCGUUUUGCAAGACGAUGGAGGGCCUCGGAUGUCCCCCACGUGUGCUACAGUACUUUAGCCACACACUGGGCUCGCUCGAGGACCAUUUCGGGAUUCUCGAUGCUCUCCAGAUAUUGCCAUCGACGGUCGUCGACGAUGGCGUGCCAUGA